Messenger RNA from Myxocyprinus asiaticus (Chinese sucker), 2158 nucleotides. Its product is annotated as NACHT, LRR and PYD domains-containing protein 12-like. The coding region runs from base 138 to 1427 and encodes 429 amino acids. Gene Ontology annotation, molecular function: protein binding. The record is from RefSeq and is a predicted model, not a curated record. The transcript is spliced from 7 exons. NCBI's taxonomy places the organism in Eukaryota, Metazoa, Chordata, Actinopteri, Cypriniformes, Catostomidae.
UUCACUUGCCUCUUCAAAUAUCCACUUGUCCCGCUUGGGGCUGACUGACUGGGAGUGAGAGAUGCUUUGCCGAUGCAACGGCACAAAACACAACGUUGGCAACUGUGGCAGGACAAAUUGGACCACCACAUUCUAGUAUGUCCGGCUGUAAUCUGACGGUUCAGCACUGUGAAAUUGUGUCAUCUGCUCUACAAUCAUCAAACUCUCCUCUGAGAGAACUGGACCUGAGUAACAAUGACCUGCAGGAUUCAGGAGUGAAGCUGAUCUCUGAUGCACUGAAGAAUACAAACUGUAAACUAGAGAUACUGAGAUUGUCCACCUGUAAUCUCACUGAUCAGUGUUGUGAAAGUCUGGCGUCAGUUCUACAAUCAUCAAACUCUCCUCUGAGAGAACUGGACCUGAGUAUCAAUGACCUGCAGGAUUCAGGAGUGAAGCUGAUCUCUGAUGCACUGAAGAAUACAAACUGUAAACUAGAGAUACUGAGAUUGUCCACCUGUAAUCUCACUGAUCAGUGUUGUGAAAGUCUGGCAUUGGUUCUACAAUCAUCAAACUCUCCUCUGAGAGAGCUGGACCUGAGUAACAAUGACCUGCAGGAUUCAGGAGUGAAGAUGAUCUCUGAUGGACUGAAGAGUACAAACUGUCAACUUGAGAUACUGAGAUUAUCUGGCUGUAUGGUGACAGAAGUCGGCUGUUGUUAUGUUGCUUCAGCUCUGAUUUCAAACCCUUCACACCUGAAAGAGCUGGAUCUGAGCUACAAUCACCCAGGAGAAUCAGGAGUCAAACUGCUCACUGAGAGACUCAGUGAUCCACAAUGCACACUGGAAAAACUCAAUGUGAAUCUUGGAGAAAAGAUCAGAAUUACACCUGGACCACAAAAAUAUUUCUGUGAUCUCACACUGGAUCCAAAUACAGCACACCCUAAUCUCUCUCUGUCUGAGGAGAACAGAAAGGUGACACGUGUGAAAGAGUGUCAGUCAUAUCCUGAUCAUUCAGAGAGAUUUGAUGAGCGUCCUCAGGUUCUGUGUGGAGAGAGUCUGACUGGACGCUGUUACUUGGAGGCUGAAUGGAACGGGAGAGCUGAUAUUUCAGUGACAUAUAAAGGAAUCAAGAGGAAAGGACAGAGUGAUGACUGUCUGUUUGGAUAUAAUAAAAACUCCUGGAGUCUGCACUGCACUGAUGACAGAUUGACUGUCAGACACAAUAAAAGCAGAACUGACAUACGAGUCCCUUCAGUCCGCUCUAAGAGAAUAGGAGUGUAUCUGGACUGGUCGUCCGGCACUCUGUCCUUCUACAGCGUCUCUAACACACACACACUCACACACUUACACACAUUCAACACCACAUUCACUGAACCGCUCUAUGCUGGAUUUAAAGUUUAUAAUGAUUCCUCAGUGUCUCUGUGUCACAUUAAAGAGCCGUCUGUGUGAGAAACAACAGAGAUCACACACACACACACACACACACUCACAAACACACACACAUCUGACUUAUAGAAAUAUGAUCAUGUUAACUCACUCAAACUCUAUUUAAUCACAUCUGUAACAUAGUUCCUCGUGUAUUUAGUUUGUCGUGUGUCUGAAUGAUUUGUAUCACACAUCUUAAUAUCAUAAACAGGGGCAGUGGUAGCUCAGCGGUUAAGGCUCUGGGUUACUGAUCAGAAGGUUGGGGGUUCAAGCCCCAGCACUGCCAAGAUGCCACUGUUGGGCCCUUGAGCAAGGCCCUUGACCCUAUCUGCUCCAGGGGCGCUGUAUCAUGGCUGACCCUGCACUCUGACCCCAGCCUAGCUGGGAUAUGUGAAAAAGAAGAAUUUCACUGUAUAUGUGCAAAUGUAUAAUGUGUGAUAAAUAAAAAGAAAAUUAAAUUAAAAAAAAUUAAACAUUAUUCAGAUGGAUUUAUUUCCUAUUAACAGGAUGUCUAUCAUAUCUUGGACUGAAUAAGACAGUUGGGAAUUCUGUAGUUCUUACUAAGACAGAAGUGUUUAAUAUCAGGAUGUGGAUAUUACAGAAGGUCAUGUGACCAUAUAGUGACCGCAGUGUGCCAAUUCAACGUCUCGUGUUCACUGCACCCUUCACAUUCAGUAUAGAUAUCUGUUGAAGUUCACUUGACAAAAUUCAUUCAUUUGGAAAGCCCUACAACAUCAAAAAACACAGAAAACACU